CGCCCUCUUUUGGGUAUGCAGGUACUAAGAGCCCUCUCACUACCAACCAGCGGACAUCAUCUGGCUGGGUCUUGCCGGGGAGAUCGGAGCAACAGGGAACGCCUAGACGACGUUUUUCUUCCUGGGCUGCAGUAAGUAGAUCGAGAGGUCGUUCCGCCCCUUGUCCCCGAAUAUGGGGAAUAUGUUCUCAUAAAAUCUUGCUCCAAUCUGACCUAGCUGGCGAGCGAUCCCAGUUCGCGACAGAGAACAAGACAGCAAGCGAGCGUACUUUUGUUCGCUUCUUCUCCACCAAGCACGGAAGUUUAAGGAUAACUGUAGGUCGGUGGCUACCUAAGGAAACUCCGAUUCGAUCCGCCCCCCGGCUGGGAGGCAUCUACCUCAUCCCGAUCACAAGGAGAGGUUCACUAUGA
Solanum lycopersicum (tomato) is the source of this 410-nucleotide messenger RNA. The record is from RefSeq and is a predicted model, not a curated record. Lineage: Eukaryota; Viridiplantae; Streptophyta; Magnoliopsida; Solanales; Solanaceae.